Mollisia scopiformis is the source of this 1159-nucleotide messenger RNA. RefSeq lists its product as uncharacterized. The transcript is spliced from 5 exons. Lineage: Eukaryota; Fungi; Ascomycota; Leotiomycetes; Helotiales; Mollisiaceae. The coding region runs from base 294 to 950 and encodes 218 amino acids. The record is from RefSeq and is a predicted model, not a curated record.
UACAUCACUCUAUAAUUGGAAUACUUCGACUUUCCUAUUGUCCAAUCAGACGGUAGAAGUUUCCAUGUCGAACUCCUCGCGUGUCUCUUUCUACGGUUGUUGCUUUAAGAUGGUUAUGAUACGAUUUAGGGAUCUCCUUCGGUGAGCUUUUAUACUUUGAAUAUUCUGAGCAUUAGAACUUCUUGCAUUCUCUAGGACUUUUAGAGCCAAAAGACUGGCAUCAGAGCAGAUUAGGAAGAAAGCAUAUUAGGAAGAGAUGAAUUAAUGACCGCAAUGUCUGCAUUCACCUAGCAAUGCUAUUGUUGCAGUUUGAUAGUAGACGGUGUCCUGGUGUAUCUGGGACAUUGAAAAAAUUGUUGACACCUGACUCUCGCUUCGCGUCGCGAGAUUUAUUUACUUUCGUGCGCCGAGAAUUGAACUCCUUCAGCAACCCCCAAUCCUCCAAAAAAAAAAACACACACCAAGUCCCUCCCAAAAUGGGCAAAUCAAGACCUGACAAGAAGGGAAGAGACGAGAAGAAGGCGAAGGAGAAGAAGCAAGCGGAUGAAGCUCUCACCAAGGUCAUCGGUGCUCGUGUCGAAAAGGGGGGUAGGGAGUCUGGGCAUUCGGUGUCGUUCGGUGGGUUGGCGCUGCGCCCAAAGAGGGGCAAAAAGCGAUCGCUGGGGAAGAGGACGAGGACCUUUGCCGAGCAAUGGAAGUUCCAGACGGAAAGAUCUUUUCGGCGGCAGAAGAAGGAGAGGAGAGAGAAGAAGGAGAGGAGAGAGAAGGAGGAAGGAGAGGAAGGAUUGUGGGAGGAGAGUGACGUAGAGGAGGAAGAGGAAGAGGACGACGAGAAUCUGCGUUGGGGGGUCCCGGACCCAGACAGUGAAGAUGAUGGUGCUGGCGGAGAUCUUGGUGGGGGUGUUGGUGGUGGUGGAGGAAUUGGAGCCGCCGAGGCUGUUACUGUUUGAGUUGUUUUGUCUGCUUCUUUUCUCCUUUUUUUAGUGUGUGAGAGUAAUUGGAAGCACUUCCCCGUCAAAGUAUUGGUUUUCUUGUGAAUGACGUUUCGUUAAAAGUAUCUACUGUAUAACGAAGCUUCGGACGGCAGAGCUUAAGUCUUGUCAAAUUCUGGGUAUCUCAGAAAGGUUGAAGUUCCAAAUUCGAUUUGGUGGAGGACGAG